Salvelinus sp. IW2-2015 is the source of this 2112-nucleotide messenger RNA. RefSeq names its product sodium/potassium-transporting ATPase subunit beta-1-interacting protein 3-like. NCBI's taxonomy places the organism in Eukaryota, Metazoa, Chordata, Actinopteri, Salmoniformes, Salmonidae. The record is from RefSeq and is a predicted model, not a curated record. Gene Ontology annotation, biological process: regulation of sodium ion transport.
AUGCCCCCUACCCUCCCCCUCGUUGUAACACAGACCUUACGUGUUUUUCAUCUCGGCCAGUUUAAUUCCACCUCCGCAAACCACAACACGUCCCCGCACCAGAGAGCUUGUUUGGAUAUAGGACUAUUCAAUUUGCCCCUCUGAAUUUAUUAAAAGUCAUAUUGCGGUUUCGAUUCGCGUAUUUGAAACCUGUUUACGCAGAGAGAUAAUGGGGUGCUGUUCAGGACGAUGUAUGCUGAUCUUCUUCUGCACUCUCCAAUUGAUGACAGCAUUGGAGAGGCAGGCUUUUGACUUCCUUGGGUACCAGUGGGCUCCCAUCAUGGUCAACUUCCUGCAAAUAAUCAUGGUUAUCCUCGGCCUCUUUGGCACCAUUCAGUACAGACCACGCUAUGUUGUUCUAUACCUGCUGUGGACAUUACUAUGGGUGGCAUGGAAUGUCUUUGUGAGCUGUCUCUACUUGGACCUGGGAGGCCUUUCCAAGGAGAGCGACCUGCUUUCUCUGGGUGUAUCCUCACACCGUUCAUGGUGGAAAGACAACAGUCCAGGCUGUGAUGACAGGGACCUUCCUGCCACUAGAUGGCAGAGUCUGGAGAGCCCAGAACUAAUCUCUGCUCUGGGAUGCUGGCUGGAAUAUCAAUACAUAGAGGUCCUACACUGCAUCGUACAAAUCCUAAUCUCUUUCUUGGGAUUUGCCUACGCCUGCUAUGUGGUCAGCACCUUCACAGAGGAGGACAGCUACUAUAAGUAAAGGUUGCAAGUGGGUUGAAAAUGACUGACAGGCAAGGAGGGCAGAAGAGGUACAAGAGAGUGGGAUAUAUCCAGUCAGUGAAACAGAAGACAUUCCCACAAUGCUCACAAAAUAUAAUUCCUCUGCCUACCAGCACUCUUAAUGCAUACUAGAGUAAACCAGCAUGAGUUCUCUGUUUAAUGCAAUGAUGGUCAAUACUAGCUUAAUCCCAGAUCUGCAAAGGUGGAAAGAGUACCGAAAUAUUUAUAUACUUACUUGAGUAAGUAGAAGCACUGUUAGUUUAAUGACAUUUUAUUCAAGUAGAUGUCAAAUUACUGGUGUAAAAAAACUACUCAAGUAAAAGUAAAAAAGUAGCUCAUUUAAAAUAAAAUUAAAGUAAGUAAAAAUAAAGAAGUGACUUUUCAAAUAAAAACAUUGACUUGAUACUUAGCUAAUUUCGCUAAGGUUACCUGAAAGUUGUUACACAUGAUCUUUUCCAUGAAUUACAUUUAAAAAGAAAGAGAGGAAAUGAAUGUUCAGUGCAAGGAACUAGGAACUAAGUUCAGUGCAACAAGGCACAUCUGCAUGUAAAAAAAACUAAGGAUUUGUCAAAAUAAUACUAUUAAUAUUAGAAAAUAAAGCAAACAUUUAAAGUGUAUUUAUGAUUUUAAAAAGCAAUACAAAAUAAAGUGCCUAAACAAUAAAGUUGACAGACUUCAAUAUACUUCAGACUCCAGAAAUAAACAUGUCUAAUCCUACACCCAUUCAUCACCCCUUCGUUACUUGUUACUCACUCACUCACCUACUCAAGUAGAAGUACUGUUUCUUAUAUAACAUUUUACUCAAGUAGAAGUAAAAUUACUGACUUUGAAAAAAUACCAAAAAAAGUACAAGUACUUGGAAAAGCUACUCAAUUAUAGUAAUGAGAGUAGUUGUAAUUAGUUACUUUACACCUCUGCAGAUCUGUUUGUGUUUUUGCCUGCUCCAUUGUCAUUGUCAAGUUGUUUGGCAUUACUAUUCCUAGUUGGCAAGAGAGCAGAAACAGACUGGCACCCAGGCUAGGUCAAAACAGGUACACUCAAAACACUACUGAUACUUCUGACAUAACAUGUAUCAGUGUACAGGAAAUAGUAUUUGUUGUAUUAUGACAUAAUGGCACUCUGUAAAAAUAAGCAUUUAUGCAAACAGUUGAAUAUGGACUGAAUCAUAUAAUUGUGUGUCCUACAUUGAUGUUAAUGAGAGAUUUGCACGAAAAUUACAGUCACGUGCAAAUUAUCAAAGUUAUGUCUACAGAUUUCAAUUUAGGAUUUGGACCUACACUACCGUUCAAAAGUUUGGGGUCACUUAGAAAUGUCCUUGUUUUUGAAAGAAAAGCCAUUUUUGCA